This is a messenger RNA of Owenia fusiformis, 1088 nucleotides long. The record is from the annotation of a GenBank genome assembly. NCBI's taxonomy places the organism in Eukaryota, Metazoa, Annelida, Polychaeta, Sabellida, Oweniidae.
CGACAGUGAUGAACAUGUGAAUUUCUUAAACAAUGGGUAUUAUAGAACUUUCUUAACUAUAAGAUCGAUCUUUGUUUUAUAAUGAAGGAGUAUAAAGAGUGAGAUCGCUUGGUCGAAAAUCACAAGCAACUGGAGAGUUCUAAAAGAAUCCACAGUCAUCAUGUACAAACUCGCACUGAUCACUCUACUGGCCGCUGCCGCUAUGGCUGACGUGCCCAAGUUCUGCAACAAACUUGAUUGCCCACGUUUCAAAGUGCUCAAAACAACAGAUGAAUACGAGGUCCGUGAGUAUGAGGAAUCUCGAUGGGCAAGCACUGAUGUAUACGACAUGGAUUACGACAAAGCUGGUAGCCUUGGCUUCCGUCGUCUUUUCAACUACAUCUCAGGAAACAACGCAGCCAACGCAAAGAUUCCCAUGACAGCUCCUGUAUUGGGAACAAUCAUCCCCGGACAGGGACCUGCCUGUGAGAGCAACUUCACCACCUCAUUCUACCAACCUUUUAAUAUGCAGAAGAGCGGGGGCCCCGCCCCAACUGAUAAGGAUGUGUAUCUCCAAGUGCUACCUAAAGUAACAAUGUUCGUCAGGUCUUUCUCAGGAUAUGCAACUGAAAUGGAUUUUCUCAAUCAAGCAAGUAUGCUCGCAGCUGCAAUCAACAACCCUAAUGCCUUCCGCUCUGAUAUGUACUACACAGCUGGCUAUGACAGUCCUUUCAGGUUCUUGGACAGACACAACGAGAUCCUCUUCCUUGCAAAAUAGACUUUUUAUAUCUCAUCUAUUGGUCACUUGAAUAUUAUAUCUUGGCCAAACAUUAUGCUCAUCGCUAUUGAUUCUGAUUGGCUACAAGGCAUGUACAUUGACGCUCACCAUAGAAACAAUAACACAAUUUCCAAGGACAUUCAAAUGUGGUAUGAAAUUACAGAUAACUGAGCAGUCCAUGAUAUUUAAACUCUUGAAUUCUUAUCAGUAUCAUUUUGAAAUAUUUUCAUUAUGCCAAAUUGUAUCUCAAUGCUUAUUGUUGUAAAUAUAUUGACUAUUUAUUAUUGUUUGCAUAAAUAUGCAACACAUUUUUUGAAAUAAAAGAUACAAA